UCCUUUUAGCCGACUGACCAUAUGAACCUCUGAACGUUCACAGGAUACUUUUUAAAAAUCUUUAUUUAACAAGAAAAUCUUAAUUAUUCCAGCAUCGUGAAAACAUCGUGGCAUUAUAAAGUCGAGGCACGCCAUUUUACUUUUGAAGUAUAUCGGCGUUUUGAACAGUUGUUCACCGAUUAGCUAGCUAGCUGACGCUACGUAGCUAUCUUAGCGUAGCUCCCCGGCUAAGUGUUAAUUCCACAAGAGCAGUUACGGUGGUAGACUGUACCGGACAGCCCGUGCGUGUGAUCAGUAGACUGCACCGGACAGCCCUUGUGUGAUCGGGAUUUUAAACGCUGAAGAACUUUGUGUUCCCAUGGAUAGCAAGGUUGUAAGCAUCUAAUCGACACUUGAUCUCAUGGCUCCUCACUUGCCCUGACGUCUUGGUUUAACCAGGAUCCAAAAUGAGCAUAAGCAGUGAUGAGGUCAACUUCCUGGUCUACAGAUACCUGCAGGAGUCAGGCUUCUCCCACUCGGCCUUCACGUUUGGCAUAGAGAGCCACAUUAGCCAGUCCAACAUCAACGGUGCCCUGGUGCCCCCCGCAGCCCUCAUCUCCAUCAUCCAGAAGGGUCUGCAGUAUGUGGAGGCUGAGGUCAGCAUCAAUGAGGACGGCACGCUGUUUGACGGGCGGCCAAUUGAGUCGCUGUCGCUGAUCGACGCCGUGAUGCCGGACGUGGUGCAGACCCGGCAGCAGGUGUACCGUGAUAAGCUGGCCCAACAGCAAGCCGCUGCGGCCACGGGCACCCCUGGCCCCAUCGGGGCCAAGAAUGGAGAGAGUGCUGCAAAUGGGGAGGAGAACGGCGCACACUCCUUACCUAACCACCACUCGGAUAUGAUGGAGGUGGACCGGGCUGUGGAGAUCCCGGCAAGCAAAGCCAUGGUUCUCCGCGGCCAUGAGUCGGAGGUGUUCAUCUGCGCCUGGAACCCUGUCAGCGACCUGCUUGCCUCUGGGUCCGGGGACUCGACGGCGCGAAUCUGGAACUUGAGUGAGAGCAGCUCAGGCGGCUCCACACAGCUAGUGCUGCGUCACUGCAUCCGUGAGGGCGGCCAGGACGUACCCAGCAACAAAGAUGUCACCUCGCUGGACUGGAAUAGUGAAGGUACACUUUUAGCCACCGGCUCUUACGACGGCUUUGCCAGAAUAUGGACUAAAGAUGGUAACCUUGCCAGUACAUUGGGGCAGCACAAGGGGCCCAUAUUUGCUCUCAAGUGGAACAAGAAGGGCAACUUUAUCCUUAGCGCUGGUGUUGAUAAGACCACAAUCAUUUGGGAUGCACACACUGGAGAAGCCAAACAGCAGUUUCCAUUCCACUCAGCUCCUGCUCUGGAUGUGGAUUGGCAGAGCAAUAAUACAUUCGCCUCAUGCAGCACAGAUAUGUGCAUCCACGUGUGCAAGCUGGGCCAGGACCGGCCAAUCAAGACAUUCCAGGGCCACACGAAUGAAGUGAACGCAAUCAAAUGGGAUCCAACCGGCAGCCUUCUGGCCUCCUGCUCUGAUGACAUGACGCUAAAGCUCUGGAGCAUGAAGCAGGACACCUGUGUCCACGACCUGCAAGCUCACAGCAAAGAGAUCUACACCAUCAAAUGGAGCCCCACUGGACCUGCCACCAAUAACCCCAAUGCCAACCUCAUGCUGGCCAGUGCCUCCUUUGACUCGACGGUGCGCCUGUGGGAUGCUGAGCGCGGCGCCUGCCUCCACACCCUCACUCGGCACCAGGAGCCUGUCUACAGCGUGGCCUUCAGCCCGGAUGGGCGGCACCUGGCCAGUGGCUCCUUCGACAAGUGCGUCCACAUCUGGAACACGCAGAGUGGCGCUCUAGUGAACAGCUACAGAGGGACAGGUGGCAUAUUUGAGGUGUGCUGGAACUCCACCGGAGACAAAGUGGGAGCAAGUGCAUCGGAUGGAUCGGUUUGUGUAUUAGAUCUGCGGAAAUGACGCUGCCAAUGGGAAGCCAUGGACCGACUAUGAAUGUGUACAUAGCCAAACUCACUGACUGGCCCUGGCCCCACUUCUGCUGGGCCUUUGGCUCUCAGCUCUGUGUCCUCAGCAUGGACCCCCACCCCACCCCCCUGGUCUAUAGGAGCCUCUCCCCAGAGGACACCCCAUUCACCGCACACACGGAGGUGUGAGCAAGGACUGUUAUAUAUUCCCACCCAGGAUACAUGGCUAAUAAAUCACCUGUGUUGUACAUGUACCAUUUUAUUUAUUUUUAAAAUUUUCCCUGUUCAUUCCAAAAACAGAGAGGCAGCAGAUACUAGUAUGUGUAGUGCACAUUUCAGCUGCUGUUUCAUCUUCGCAACUCAGCAGGGUAGAAAUGCUCAACACAAUGUCAAACAUUGUCAAAUUGACAGUUUUUCAAAAACUUUUUCUUGUGCGUUAGGUUUUGGUUGUUUUUUUUUUUUGUUUGUUUUUUUUUGUUUGUUUUUUUUUUGUUUUUUUUCUUUAUUGAAUAAGACCAUUAGAUGACAAAGAUUGAUUGAUUUAGUAAGGCAAAAGGUUUGUGUUUAUGACCUAUGCAACUCUUGUCAGUAGGAAAAUGGAAUGAAUUGUUUGAAAUGAAUUUUAUGCUCACAGCCUGUUCUGGCUUGGUCCUGGAGAAAGGAGACUGUGAUGCCUAUCCAUAGCGUUUGUAUCAGUUUUCUCUGACAUUAAUGGCUCCGUAUGCCAAACACCUUCCAGAGAAAACCAGGCUCAAUGUAGGCUGUUGAACAAAAAGCAGAAUAUUGGUUACUAAGUAAACCUGAGCAGUAAAUAAAAUGAUCAGUUAUUGUGGGGUCAUGGUAUCCAUUUCCACCGUUUUUCAGCCUCAACGACCAACGCUCUUCAGCAUUUGGUUAUAGGCUCUCCUGCUGUCAACCACACCCAUGGUGGGAGCUCAUUGGUUGUGUUCACAGGCUACGUUAAGACCCAACAAAUAGCAACGCUAUCUGUGCAACUGAUCCCAGCACUAAUUGAAGUGUCGGACUGGUUAUCGUACGUUAGUCAUGUUAAUAAGACCUUGUAAUGAGCUUAUAUACCUUUCUGAAUGUCGGCAGCUUUACCAGUGAGCACGAGUUGAAUUUGCUUCGCCCUUGUAUAAUGUCAAAGUAGAACAGUGUUUCCAAAUUGAGUCCUUGGAUACCCCUAAAUGGUCCUCCUGUUCAUCCCUGCUCCAAACACCUGAAGCAAGCAAUCAAUAAAAAUAAAUACCUAUUUCAGUUGUUGGGAGCUAAGAAAUGUGUGCUGGCAGUGUAGUGGUGUCUUAGAACUGUUCGGAGGGUGUCCUGGAAGGGAAUCCUAAUAUUCAUGAAACCAUAGAUUCUCUUAAAAUGUGCUCCUACUCUAAACUUGCAUUUUUAGAAAUUGAAGUUCUCAAAGGGUGUAGGGCACACUAAUUUGGAGCAUGUGAUUCACUAAUGAGCAGUCAAGCUUCUUUAUAAAAUACCAUUAGACAGUCAUAAUUUCAGAGAAUCAGAAGUGAAAGGACAGACUGUAAGUUACUUUCCUGCACUUUAGAUCGAUGUAAUGCAAUGGAUUUCAGUGAGCACUUAACCAUUCUGGAUAUUUUUUUCAAGGGUGAUAAAAAAAUCUGGUGACAACUUGUGUUGACUUGAACAUGAGCUGGGUUAUGUAGGAUGGAGAUGCCUGUUCAAAAACAGGUAUGACCUAGUAUAAUGACAUCCUAUGUAUCUCUUUUCUCUCUUUUUUGUAGCAUAUGGCUUCAUAUCAUUCUGUCAAAUAAAUCAUAAUUUGCAGGUUUUGUCCAGAAUGUCUCAAAUUUUGUAAAGAAAAGAGUAUUUUGAUGCUUGCUUUAAAUAAAAUAUACAGAUUGUACCAUAAAGACACUAUUAUAUUGUCUAUGACAGUGGAAUGGUAUUUUAUAAUGUUUUUGGUUUUAAAGAGAUGUGCUUUUUAUGAGGCAUCCAAUUAUUAACUUUAGUCCUACCUAAAUGCCUAGUUCUCACCUUUGUGUUCAUGACCCCUAGAAGUUUUGUACUCUUGAAAUCUUUUGUAAUUCCAUUUUAUUUGUAGUUGUCUUUGCGAAAAGAAAAAAAAAAAGUACAUACGUGGGCAUAUCUUGAGCAUACUAGACCAUGGAAAUACUUAAAUUAUUUUUCCCCCCUUACAACUUUGUCAUUUUUGGCAUUUUCUAAGCCCCCUUUUCCCUAUUUCUCAGUUUGUUGCUGAUGCUUUCCCUGCAAUGUUGAUUUGACUUUUGUGAUUCGAGUCAGAUCAAACAAAACGUCCAGAAUAAAAUAUAUUUUGAUAAUA
Molecule: messenger RNA, 4295 nt
Organism: Electrophorus electricus (electric eel)
Lineage: Eukaryota; Metazoa; Chordata; Actinopteri; Gymnotiformes; Gymnotidae
Gene: tbl1xr1b
Product: TBL1X/Y related 1b
Biological process (GO): regulation of transcription by RNA polymerase II
Cellular component (GO): histone deacetylase complex
Molecular function (GO): protein binding; transcription corepressor activity
Source: RefSeq, a predicted model, not a curated record